This is a messenger RNA of Rhagoletis pomonella (apple maggot), 1626 nucleotides long. RefSeq names its product vacuolar protein sorting-associated protein 4B-like. NCBI's taxonomy places the organism in Eukaryota, Metazoa, Arthropoda, Insecta, Diptera, Tephritidae. The transcript is spliced from 7 exons. The record is from RefSeq and is a predicted model, not a curated record. Gene Ontology annotation, molecular function: ATP binding; ATP hydrolysis activity. Bases 198 to 1520 code for a protein of 440 amino acids. Gene Ontology annotation, biological process: vacuole organization; endosomal transport.
AUCGUCACGAACCAAGUGAUGAAAAACAACAAUGCAACAAAUGUCAAAUGCGCAACGAAUGGUAGGCGAUAAGAAAAAGUACGAAAUAGCGAAAAUUCAACUGGAGGCAUUAAUUUAAGGAAAAUCUACGUCUUUUUAUUAUAAAAUAACUUUUUCUUGGAUUUGUUGUAAUACAAAAUAAAAGUGACGCGACAAGCAUGGCCUCGGGCACAACUUUGCAAAAAGCUAUCGACUUGGUGACCAAAGCGACGGAGGAAGAUCGCAACAAAAAUUAUGCGGAAGCGUUGCGUCUGUAUGAGCAUGGUGUUGAAUAUUUUCUGCAUGCUAUCAAGUACGAAGCACAAGGCGAGAAGGCCAAGGAUUCGAUAAGAGCCAAGUGUCUACAGUACUUGGACCGUGCUGAAAAACUUAAGGAGUAUUUGAAGAAAGGCAAAAAGAAGCCUGUAAAAGAAGGCGAAUCCAGUACCAAGGAUGACAAAGACAAAAAGGACGAUAGCGAUUCAGAUGGUGAAGAUCCUGAAAAGAAAAAACUGCAAGCUAAAUUAGAAGGAGCUAUAGUCAUUGAAAAGCCGCAUGUGAAGUGGUCCGAUGUAGCUGGCCUAGAUGCUGCAAAAGAGGCUCUAAAAGAAGCGGUUAUCCUGCCAAUUAAGUUUCCACAUCUUUUUACUGGUAAACGCAUACCCUGGAAGGGCAUUCUGCUCUUCGGCCCACCUGGUACUGGCAAAUCAUAUCUUGCCAAGGCUGUCGCGACUGAGGCAAACAAUUCAACUUUCUUUUCCGUGUCCAGUUCGGAUUUGAUGUCUAAAUGGUUAGGUGAAUCUGAGAAGUUGGUCAAGAAUCUCUUCGAGUUAGCACGUCAACAUAAACCAUCUAUCAUUUUUAUUGACGAAAUCGAUUCUAUGUGCUCGGCGCGUUCGGACAACGAGAAUGACAGCGUGCGUCGUAUCAAAACAGAGUUUUUGGUGCAAAUGCAAGGUGUAGGCAACGACACCGAUGGUAUUCUCGUAUUGGGCGCCACCAAUAUACCAUGGGUGUUGGACUCAGCUAUACGGCGACGAUUCGAAAAACGUAUAUACAUUCCGUUGCCGGAAGCACAGGCACGUCUGGUAAUGUUUAAAAUACAUUUAGGCAAUACCACUCAUGUGCUAACUGAGGCCGAUCUUAAAGUGCUGGCAUCGAAAACCGAUGGCUACUCCGGCGCUGAUAUUUCAAUAGUUGUUCGUGACGCACUCAUGGAACCAGUGCGCAAAGUGCAAACCGCCACCCAUUUUAAACGAGUAACCGGUCCAUCACCAACAAAUAAAGAAGAGGUAGUUGAUGACCUGUUGGUGCCGUGUUCACCAGGCGAUGAAGGCGCAACUGAAAUGUCUUGGAUGGAUGUGCCCAGUGAUAAAUUAUUUGAGCCUCCAGUUACUAUGCGUGACAUGCUGAAGUCCUUGUCUCGCACCAAACCCACUGUGAACGAUGAUGAUCUAGUAAAGCUGCGCAAGUUCACUGAAGACUUUGGACAAGAGGGAUAAAUUGUAGAAAAGCUAAGAAUAUUUGAUUUUAUUAUUAAAAUAAGUGAAUACUGUACGCAAAUUGAUCAAUUGUUGCCUAUUUGAUAUAAAGCAAACAAACAAGAAA